This is a messenger RNA of Didymosphaeria variabile, 2142 nucleotides long. RefSeq lists its product as uncharacterized. NCBI's taxonomy places the organism in Eukaryota, Fungi, Ascomycota, Dothideomycetes, Pleosporales, Didymosphaeriaceae. The record is from RefSeq and is a predicted model, not a curated record. The transcript has 8 exons. The coding region runs from base 1 to 2142 and encodes 713 amino acids.
AUGGUCCCGAGUACCACCAAGAAGUUCGCUCCGAACUGGGACUACUCAGGCGAAGCCGCCAUGUGCGGCGAAAAUGGCACGCUCCCCUUGUUCCCUGUUAAGACUCUCAAGGUAGCCGCGGGGAGCACCAUUGGGUUCGCUGUGGCAGGACAGAGUCGUCUCUCAUCAGAUGAGAGCAAGGAUAUGAGUGAUUUCGACCCCAGUUUCUACAUGUAUCACCCCGGCCCGGCGACGGCGUGGUUGUCGAAGGCUCCCGAUUCGGUGGAUUUGAAUGAAUAUAAGGGUGACGGCGAUUGGUGGGUAGACUUCUUCCCUCUCGUACUCAGGACUAAGGGAGCUUUCAUGAACUUCACUAUCCCAGCUGCUACCCCGCCGGGCAAGUACUUGCUACGCGCUGAGCAUCUGAACAUGGAGAAUGGAGGCUUCUAUAAGACGACAGAGAUGUAUCAGGCUUGUGCACAUGUGGAGAUUACUGGUUCAGGCACAGAUUGGACAGGCACUCCCGGCCCAGUGACUCACUUCCCUGGUGCAUUCGAUGCGAAAGAUCCCGGUAAGUUAGGAUUAAAACUGGCGGCUUCAGAUUGGAUGCUAAUGCAAGAAGGUAUCUGGCUACCUCAAGCUUUGUUCAGACCAUAUCAACCCAUGGAGGAGCUAAAGAACUGGCAGGGUGCUGGACCUAAGGUGUGGCGUGACACCACCCGUCUCGAUACCCUCCCAACAGAGAUCAUCAGGAACGUACUAUCAUUUCUAAAAGAAGAUACUCCCGCCAUCUAUGAUGAGGAAGCUGAGACCAAUGAAUCAGUCUUUCAAGAUUGGUUUAGGUGGGACUCGAAAAACUACCGAAGCGCCGCACUGGUCAACAAAGGUCUUGGUGUAUGGUCACAAGAACUACUUGUCGAGUCUGCUAUGAUCUGUGAAACUCCAGGGGCAUAUAUUUGGGGGUCUUGGAGGUCGACCCUGCGAGCAUCCCCUUUGGCUCUGUUCGUCCGCACAUUGUUCGACCGACCAGAUCUUGGCCCCAAGGUUCGACAACUUACGGUCCUCAUCCCAAGCCAGUCCUGCGCUAAGGAGAUGGCCUUGUACAACCUGGAGGAAGGUAAACCUGCGCACAAUAUUCUAAGCCGAGCGGCGGCCCAUAUCAAAACCCUCGGCAUUCCAAGGAGACUUCGCAUAAGCUGGACCAAGAAGCUGAGGGCGCAAUAUCCUUACUGCCUCAUUGGCAUCAUUCUGACUCUGGUGCCGAACGUCAGACAUGUGGCCUUUGUGCUAGACACAGAAUCUUUCAAAGACGAUGGCAUCGACUUCCUCUGUACUUUCUUCGGUACAAGGCCCACUAAGGCUCACCAUCUCGCUUAUUUCCAUCGCCUUGGUGCCCUGCGCUCUGUCAAGUCGUUGAUAAUUCGUGGACCGUCACCGGUUGCUCUAACCGGGCUAGAGUAUUUUCCAGGUAUUCAAGACCUGCAUCUGAGGUUGGAGUUUCGACCCAACCGUCGAGCAGGGCUCACUCCCGCCACUAUCUCAAGUGUGCAAUUCCGAAAUGUGUCCAGACUCCGUCUAGACAUACAGCUUGUGCCCAAGCCUGGUCGUCUGGAUAGAACACACCCUACAGGUUAUUUCGGACCGCUGCUCGCUGCAUUUGAGAAUCUCAUGCACCUGGAUCUCUCGGAUGGACCGAGGGAUAAUAACCGCAACUAUGCUUACGCUUCAGCUGAACUCAUCCUACUACAUCUCAACGACCUUUCGCGUUUGGUCUCUCUGAAAAUGCCUCGCAAAAUCGCAGGCCCGGAGCUCGAGUCAACAACUAUGGCUAUGCUCACCAGCCUGAAGACAUUGACCGCGCCUUUCCGCGCCAUCGUCAAUGAAGACCUAGACACCUUCAAAUCUCUCCCUCAGUCUCUUCAACAUCUCAUCCUUCAUGAUGCGGUCUUCGAUACUAUCCCGUGUGUACAAGAUCUGAUGCAGGAGAAAGCGACAGGAGAAUCGAUGGCUGACAUGACACGAAUCGAAAUGUGGUUCGCUGAAUCAUUCACCGACAAGUCCUUGGAACGCUUGCGAAAGGGGACGAUGUUCCCGAGCCUCGAAGAGAUAGCUUCUGAGGUGAAGGUGCGGCUGAUUAUCGGCAAGAUUGACCGUGAAGACUAG